AUGAAAACCCUCAGCAGCCCCAGUAACUCCAGCACCAUCUCUGGCUUCAUUCUCCUGGGAUUUCCCUGCCCAAGAGAAGGGCAGAUCCUCCUCUUUGUGCUAUUCUUUGUUGUCUACCUCCUCACACUCAUGGGCAAUGCUUCCAUCAUCUGUGCUGUGUGCUGGGAUCAGAUACUCCACACCCCCAUGUACCUCCUGCUGGCCAACUUCUCCUUCCUGGAGAUCUGGUAUGUCACCUCUACUGUCCCCAACAUGCUGGCCAACUUCCUCUCUGACACCAAGGUCAUCUCCUUCUCUGGGUGCUUCCUGCAGUUCUAUUUUUUCUUCUCCUUGGGUUCUACAGAAUGCUUUUUCCUGGCAGUUAUGGCCUUUGAUCGCUACCUUGCCAUCUGCAGGCCUCUACACUAUUCUGCCCUUAUGACUGGGCACCUCUGUAACAUCCUGGUGAUCACUUGCUGGGUUCUUGGUUUCCUCUGGUUCCCUGUUCCCAUCAUCAUCAUCUCCCAGAUGUCCUUCUGUGGGUCCAGGAUUAUAGACCAUUUCCUAUGUGACCCUGGCCCUCUCUUGGCCCUCAGCUGUGUGAGAGAUUCUUUAAUAGAGUUGACUAGUUCCACCUUAAGUUCCCUACUUUUAUUUGUCCCAUUUUUCUUUAUCAUGGGGUCUUAUGCUUUGGUAAUGAGAGCUGUUUUGAGGGUUCCUUCAGCGGCUGGACGAAGGAAGGCCUUCUCCACUUGUGGGUCCCAUUUGACUGUGGUUUCUCUUUUCUAUGGAUCAGUGAUGGUCAUGUAUGUGAGCCCAACAUCUGAGCAUACAGCUGGAAUGCAGAAGCUUGUGACUCUGUUUUAUUCCGUGGUUACUCCACUCAUUAAUCCUGUGAUCUACAGUCUGAGGAACAAAGAUAUGAAACAUGCAAUGAAGAAAUUUCUGAAACUAUAA
Molecule: messenger RNA, 936 nt
Organism: Alexandromys fortis (reed vole)
Lineage: Eukaryota; Metazoa; Chordata; Mammalia; Rodentia; Cricetidae
Product: olfactory receptor 11G2-like
Exons: 1
Coding region: 1-936 (311 amino acids)
Biological process (GO): G protein-coupled receptor signaling pathway
Cellular component (GO): membrane
Molecular function (GO): olfactory receptor activity; G protein-coupled receptor activity
Source: RefSeq, a predicted model, not a curated record